CGAAUUUCCCUGUACAAGCCGACUUAUGUUCGAAUAUAUAAAGAGUGGCAGAUUAAUUCAUGGCAACAUGCACAAAUUACAUAGACUAAAUUAGAUAUGGCAUUGCAAAAUGGAGAUCAACUCUCAACAGAGCAACUGCUUCAUGCUCAAGCCCAUGUCUGGAACCACUUAUUCAGCUUCAUAAGCUCCAUGUCUUUGAAAUGUGCACUUGAGUUGGGCAUUCCAGAUAUCAUCCACAACCAUGCCAAACCAAUCACUCUCUCUGAAUUGGUCCAUGCCCUUCCAAUCCCUGCCGGAAAAUCCCAUUUCGUCUACCGUUUGAUGCGCAUACUGAUUCAUUCUGAGUUUUUCGUCAGAGUAGCCGACGGUGAUGAUGAUGGAGAAGAGCAUUACUGGCUCACGCCGGCCUCUCUCCUCCUCUUGAGGAAUUCACCCUUGUCGAUGACGCCAUUCUUUCAACUCAUGUUGGACCCCGUUAUGAUGAAACCCUUUGAUCAUAUAAGCGAAUGGCUGGGGAGCGAAAAGCAUUCCUCGGCAUUUGAACUGGUGCAUGGGAGGUCGUUGUUCGAGUAUGUAGGGCAGGAGGCAGGGCUGAACAAGUUGUUGAACCAAGCUACGUCUAGUGAUUCAAGGCUCUUCACUCAUGUACUUCUUAGAGACUACAAACAAGUGUUGGAGGGGAUCACGUCGUUGGUGGACGUGGGGGGUGGCACCGGGACAACAGCUGAGGCUAUUGCUGAAGCAUUCCCCGACAUGAAAUGCUUUGUUCUUGAUCUCCCACAUGUUGUGGGUGGCCUGAAAGGCACUAACAACUUGACAUACAUUGCGGGAGACAUGUUUGAGGCUAUCCCCUCCGUUGAUGCUGUUUUAUUCAAGUGGGUAAUGCAUGAUUGGGACGAUGAAAGCUGUCUCAAAAUGCUAAAAAAAAGCAAAGAAGCAAUUGGUGGCAAGGACAAGACAGGCGGGAAGGUGAUGAUUGUUGACAUGGUUUUGGAUGUUAAUGGAAGAGACAAUAAAGAAAUGGAAACUUGUUUCUUCUUCGACAUAGCGUUGAUGCCUUAUCUCACUGGUCGUGAAAGGACUGAAAAAGAGUGGGCAAAGCUCUUCUUUGAUGCUGGCUUCACCAACUAUAAGAUUACACCUGCAUUUGGUCUAAGGUCUCUUAUCGAGGUUUAUCCUUGAAUCCCUUGUAAGGAAUUAUCGAUUGUUCACAAUCCUCUUUCAAAUAUCAGUUCAAGUUGCAACAUCUUUUGUGACGAUAAUAUUAUCUGGCGUUGAACUUUAUUUCUCAUCUUAUGCUCCU
Messenger RNA from Sesamum indicum (sesame), 1303 nucleotides. Its product is annotated as chavicol O-methyltransferase. Lineage: Eukaryota; Viridiplantae; Streptophyta; Magnoliopsida; Lamiales; Pedaliaceae. Gene Ontology annotation, molecular function: protein dimerization activity; O-methyltransferase activity. The record is from RefSeq and is a predicted model, not a curated record.